GAGCCUGCUCACGUGUCCCUCCCUUGCAGGAACUGGCCAAGUACGAGGACAUGGAGGAUCAAGUGGUGCUGACUGAGAAAGAGCUGCUUGAGGAUGGUUUCGGUGAGCACCCUUUCUACCACUGUCUGGUUGCAGAAGUGCCAAAAGACCAGUGGUCGUCUGAAGAACACUGCAUUGUGGGCUUUGCCAUGUAUUACUUCACUUAUGAUCCAUGGAUUGGAAAACUGCUGUAUCUUGAAGAUUUUUAUGUGAUGGCUGAGUAUAGGGGACUUGGCAUUGGGUCGGAAAUUCUGAAGAACUUGAGUCAGCUGGCUGUGAAGUGCCGUUGCAGCAGUAUGCACUUCCUCGUUGCGGAGUGGAACGAACCAUCCAUCAGGUUCUAUAAGAGAAGGGGUGCGUCUGAUCUGUCCACCGAGGAGGGGUGGAGGCUCUUCAAAAUUGACAAAGAAUAUCUCUUGAAGAUGGCGUCAGAAGAGUGAGAGAUUAUUCCAGCAAAUAAAUUCUUUCUGCGAAUAUA
Molecule: messenger RNA, 517 nt
Organism: Egretta garzetta (little egret)
Lineage: Eukaryota; Metazoa; Chordata; Aves; Pelecaniformes; Ardeidae
Gene: SAT1
Product: spermidine/spermine N1-acetyltransferase 1
Exons: 5
Coding region: 51-479 (142 amino acids)
Cellular component (GO): cytosol
Molecular function (GO): N-acetyltransferase activity
Source: RefSeq, a predicted model, not a curated record